AUGGGCGGUCCAGAAGAUGGUCCACAGCUGCGUCAGGCCCACGAACCCUUCGUGCAGCCGGGAUAUUCCGAUCUCAAUCCGGCGUAUGAGCAACCGGCGAAUGCGAAGCCGGUCUGGUCGCUGGCAAAGCCCUUGCCGCGUGUAGUGCGGCCCGGCAUGGUGCCCACCAAGGAGGAGCUGCUCGACUCCCGGUUGCGGCCCGAACGUCCAGCGGAGAACUCGCAGAAGCUGGGACUAGAAGUGGAUCCAAAUGACCUGGAGCAGGGGCAGAUUCCCAAGAUGGCGGAUCCCCGCAAGAUGGCCGCGCAGGUCGAGGACGCUCGCCUGCAGCGCGAAAGCAACUUCGUCAAUAAGGUUCUGACAGGGGAUGUUGGUUCACCACGCGUAUCACGGACGUCCUCGGCUCGCCGGCGCCGCCCUUCCGUACGGUUUGAUGCCCCAGGCGAUCAACUUUCCAUUGUCCCCGAGGGACCGAGCGCAGCUCCCAGCGAGGCCGGGGAAGACCUGCCUCAUGGCAGUGACGAACCACUGGAGCCUGUACCAGAGCAACCUGAGGUAGAUACUGCUGCUGCGGAUGCCCUACCAGACCUAUCGGCUUUGCAUGAGUCGGCGUUGCCGGAAGACCUCCACCCACUUGUACAGGAGCUGGUGGAAGAUGAAGUCCAUAACAACCAUACAACCUGGUCUGUCAUUCGCACUCAUCACCGCGAGGCGCUGGCGGAAUCUCUUGCAGUGUUUGUUCAACUGACUAUCGGCUUUUGUGCUGAUGUCUCCGUCACCGUGGCUAAUGCCGGUAAUCCCAACACGACUGCAUGGGCAUGGGGCUUCGCUACCAUGAUGGCCAUCUAUAUCUCCGGUGGUGUCUCGGGAGCCCACCUCAACCCCAGUGUAACGAUCAUGUUGUGGUUCUAUCGUGGCUUUCCCAAGCGUAAAAUGCCCGAAUACUUCCUCGCACAGUUUGUAGGUGCAUUUGUUGCCGCACUCACUGCCUAUGGUGUAUUCUAUCAAUCAAUUCACCACUACCUUCUUACUAGCCCAAGUACUGGGAUCGUAACCAGCUUUGUGACUAGCCAGCGUCAGACCUGGAUUGAUCCAGCAACUGCCUUCUUUACAGAAUGCCUCGGGACUGUCCUCAUGGCUACUACUGUGCUGGCCCUGGGUGACGACCAGAACGCCCCUCCAGGCGCGGGUAUGAACUCGCUGAUUGUUGGAUUAAUGGUAUAUGUACUCAGCAUCACCUUCUCCUACCAGACAGGUGCCGCAUUCAACCCCAGCCGUGAUUUUGGACCGCGUCUUGCUUUGCUGGCCCUCGGAUACGGGUCCAAACUUUUUACCAAUCCGUACUGGUUUUAUGGCCCGUGGGCAGGCUCCGUAUGUGGCGCCAUGAUCGGCGCUUUCCUUUACGAUUUUAUGAUCUUCACGGGCGGCGAGUCACCGGUGAACUACCCCUGGGAGCGUACCCAGCGCUCCAUACGGAAGAGUCGUAUGAAGUGGAAGAAACGAUUGCGGAUUGGCCGUCGUCGACGCGGUUUGUCGGAUAAAGUUGUUGCAUGA
Molecule: messenger RNA, 1554 nt
Organism: Aspergillus alliaceus
Lineage: Eukaryota; Fungi; Ascomycota; Eurotiomycetes; Eurotiales; Aspergillaceae
Product: MIP/aquaporin family protein
Exons: 1
Coding region: 1-1554 (517 amino acids)
Biological process (GO): water transport; glycerol transmembrane transport
Cellular component (GO): plasma membrane
Molecular function (GO): water channel activity; glycerol channel activity
Source: RefSeq, a predicted model, not a curated record